AUGAGUCGGAGGUCGAAAUCGCCUGUUCGAAAUCAUGGAAGGGGCUCUCCUGGACAGCGCCUGCGUAGCGUUGAUUGGAAACGGGAAAAGCUUGUUAAGUUCGAGAAGGAUUUUUAUAAGGAGUCCUCAGCUGUUAAGAAUAGAAGCUCCAGGGAAAUUGAGAAAUUUCUUAAGGAAGCCCGAAUUACGGUUGACGGGAAGGACGUCCCAAGGCCAGUAUUUUCUUUCUCCGAGGCGGGUUUUCCGGAUAGCGUCAUUGAAGUAAUUGAGGAGAAUAAAUGGAAGGCUCCAACUCCUAUUCAGUCGCAGGGAUGGCCUUUGGCUCUCAGUGGCAGAAAUGUUGUCGGUAUCGCUCAGACUGGUUCUGGAAAAACAGCCGCUUUUCUUCUACCAGCGAUUGUUCAUAUCAAAGCUCAGCCAGCGAUGAAGCGUCACGAUGGUCCCAUUGCGCUUAUCCUAGUAACUACUCGUGAGUUGGCGCAGCAAGUUGAGUCGGUUGCACGCGAUUUUUGCUCGAACUGCAGAUUACGUGUCGCAUGUCUCUACGGCGGUGCCCCAAAAAAGCCUCAACAGCGUGAUCUUGAACGGUAUCCUGAGGUUGUCAUUGCCACUCCUGGAAGACUACUAGAUUUUCUGGAGACUGGUGACACCAACCUGCGUCGUACUACCUACUUGGUUGUCGAUGAAGCUGAUCGAAUGUUGGACAUGGGCUUUGAGCCGUCGCUGCGUAGAAUCGUCUCUCAAGUACGCCCAGAUCGCCAAACACUCAUGUGGUCCGCAACAUGGCCGAAGGAAGUGAGAUCGCUUGCCAGGGAAUUUCUCGGAAAAUAUAUCCAGAUAAAUAUUGGCUCUGAGGAUCUACACGCAAACCACAAUAUCAAGCAAAAUGUGGAGGUUAUCAGAGAGUCAGAGAAGUAUGGCCGUUUGGUGGAGCUUCUGAAGGAUUUCGGCAGGUCAAAAGCAAUUGUCUUCGUGGAAACUAGGAGGAGAGCCGACGAACUGAUGUAUCGCUUGCGCGAUCGAGGUUUCAACGUUGCUGCCAUGCAUGGAAAUAAACAGCAGCGAGAAAGAGAGGCGAUCUUAGGAGAUUUUCGAAAUAGUAGAAUUACAACUCUGGUGGCCACGGAUAUAGCCGCAAGAGGACUUGAUAUAACGGACAUUCGGUACAUCGUGAACUACGACUACCCUACUCACGCAGAGGACUAUGUCCACAGGAUCGGAAGAACUGGAAGAAGCGAUAGGAAGGGGACAGCUUAUACAUUUUUCAACAAUGAUAACCCAAAAACGGCUCGACAACUGAUGAAAGUAUUGAAGGAAGCGAAACAGAAGAUUCCAUCUGAGCUAGAGGAUUUGUCCAGAGCCGUUGGUGGAUUCGGUCAAGGCGGUCGUAAGCGCGCAAUCCGUAGGUGGAGGAGGACUUCAUCUUCUCUUUCCCGCUCUUCCUCAAGGGGUCGAACUCGUCGGCGUUCGCGUAGUCGCUCUGAGAAGCGUCGUGACAGAAGUAUCGGGGCUUCCCACAAGAGGUCCAGAUCUGCCAGUUCUGUUGAUCGAAAAAGGAAGCAUCGCAGGUAUCGUCGGCACAGCAGUCCAAGAUCCCAGAGUCGUUCAUCUUCCAGUCGAUCAGUGAAGCGUCAUGAAAAGCGCUUACGUAGGAGUAGAUCUGAAUCGCGUCGGUCACUUGUCGUGGAACGUAAACGAAGACGACUGAAUAGCGAUGAAAGCCGUCGCCGAUCUUGGUCCCGAACUUCCCGCAAGUACUCUAAGCACCGUUCACGAUCGUCCGCUUCAGACAAACACUCACGAGGUCGAUCCCGUUCACUGAAAGGUCGGCGUCAUCGAAGAUCCAGCUCGCGUAGCGGCUCAUCGGUACAUUCACACAUGGCAAACGGUGCUAGGGAUCGACCAAGGGACUACAGUCCAUCAGCGGGUCGCUCACACUCGAGGAGGAAAAAGAAACAUGCACCCAGGUCUUCCAGUCGAUCUGCGAGUCGCUCUUCUGGAUCAGAAGCGCUGGGGUGGGAGGGUGGGUGGGGAGGCUACUGGCAUAGCCCGGAGGCCACGCCGCCCGAUGGACGUAUAAUGGUGGGGUCUUCAGUGCCACUCGGUCCCAAAUGA
Molecule: messenger RNA, 2115 nt
Organism: Echinococcus granulosus
Lineage: Eukaryota; Metazoa; Platyhelminthes; Cestoda; Cyclophyllidea; Taeniidae
Product: putative ATP-dependent RNA helicase DDX17
Exons: 6
Coding region: 1-2115 (704 amino acids)
Cellular component (GO): cytoplasm; nucleus; ribonucleoprotein complex
Molecular function (GO): RNA helicase activity; ATP binding; RNA binding
Source: RefSeq, a predicted model, not a curated record